AUGGCAUCAAUCCUAUCAAAUGCUCGACAAAAUGCCCCAUUGAGAGCUCUUGCUCUAAAUUUAUCGAAUUUACAGUUUUUCUGGACACCUGGAGCUUUGGGUUAUUUUAUAAGGUGUUUAGGAAGUCAAGGCCUGGUUAAAGAGGCUGUUGAUCUAUUUGAUCAAGUGAAGAGCUCAAGAGUUUGUGUUCCAAACAGUUACAGCUAUAACUAUUUGUUGGAGGCAAUUUCGAGGAGUGGAGAUGUAGGUUUGAUUGAGAUUAGGUUUAAUGAAAUGACGGAUCUUGGUUGGCAGAUUGAUAAGCAUACUUUGACACCGUUGUUGCAGUGUUAUUGCAACAGUAGGGAGUUUGAAAAGGCCUUGGACGUUUUUGAUGAGAUGAGGGACAAGGGAUGGGUUGAUGCACAUGUAUUGACUACUUUACUGGUGUCUUUUAGCAAGUUGGGGGAGGUGGAUAGGGCUUUUGAGUUGAUCGCACGGAUGGAAAAAGAACUAAAUAUUAGUUUGAACAAGAAGACAUUUUAUGUACUGAUUCAUGGGUUUGUAAAGGAGUCCAGAGUGGAUAAGGCCUUGCAUCUAUUGGAUAAAAUGAGAAGAACGGUAUUCGUUCCAGACAUUUCAAUCUAUGAUGUGCUAAUUGGAUGUUUGUGCAAGAAUAAGGAGAUUGACAAGGCCUUGAUGUUGUGCAACCAAAUGAGGGAACUAGGUAUGACUCCUGAUGUUAAAAUAAUGUCAAUGCUUUUAUCAUGUUUACAAGAUGAGAGAGACGUGAUUUGGUUGCUUGAAGAAAAGCAGGCAGAUUUGGAUUUGGGGAAAAGGAUGUUACUUUAUAAUUCUGUUUUGGCUGGUUUUAUUAAUAAUGGUUUAGUUAAUAGAGCUUAUCAUUUGCUAAAGGCGACGAUUGGCAAUGGAACAAAUGGAGAUUUUGAGGCAGAAAAUAUCCUUUUGGUUAAGGAAAAUGUUUGCCCUGAUACCACUUCUUUCUAA
Fraxinus pennsylvanica is the source of this 987-nucleotide messenger RNA. The record is from the annotation of a GenBank genome assembly. NCBI's taxonomy places the organism in Eukaryota, Viridiplantae, Streptophyta, Magnoliopsida, Lamiales, Oleaceae.